Messenger RNA from Labeo rohita (rohu), 1258 nucleotides. It is a transcript of the gene ybey, whose product is annotated as ybeY metalloendoribonuclease. Bases 240 to 737 code for a protein of 165 amino acids. Gene Ontology annotation, biological process: rRNA processing. The record is from RefSeq and is a predicted model, not a curated record. NCBI's taxonomy places the organism in Eukaryota, Metazoa, Chordata, Actinopteri, Cypriniformes, Cyprinidae. Gene Ontology annotation, molecular function: metalloendopeptidase activity. The transcript is spliced from 4 exons.
AAAUCAAUGAACAAGGCGAAGUCGGGACCAUGGCAGUUUUGUUUAAAUGAUCAUUGUCUUAUUUUAUGUUCACUGGAAUUUCUUGAAUAUGUAUAGACGUUUGUGUCCUUUCCGUAAGCAGCAAAGUAAAUACGUUUAUACAUUUUUAUUUGAUACCGUAACCUUGUGAAAGGUGACGAACGCAAAGAAACUCCAGCAGGUUUUAGGUUAUAUUUAUUGUAUUUAAUUUUACUUUCGCUAUGGGUGUAGUUCUGCGAAAUCUCCAGAAUGUGGUUCCCCUGAGACGCGCCAAACUGCGCAAAGAUGUGGAGAUACUGAGACACAUAUUUGGGGUCCAGAAGUUUGACAUGGGCAUCAUAUGUGUGGACAACCGAAAGAUUCAACGCAUCAAUCACGUCUACAGGAAAAAGAACCAGCCCACAGAUGUGCUGUCUUUCCCUUUCUAUGAGGAUCUGAGGCCGGGUAAAGUCCCAUGUGCCCUGCAAAGAGAUGAGUAUAACUUAGGUGACAUCUUCUUAGGUGUAGAGUAUGUAAUGCAACAGUGUAAAGAGACAUCUCAGGAUCUUCAUGAAGCACUCACAGUGGUUACAGCUCAUGGAAUCUGCCACUUACUGGGAUACAGACAUGAAACUGAAGAGGAGUGGAAUGAGAUGCAGCAGAAAGAAAGUUACAUUCUCAGCGAGUUCAACAGGCUAACAGGUCGUCACCUUGAGCCACUCACAAAGAGAUGCACGUAGGACAUGUGACGAUACACACCGGACCCAUUCUUGAAAACUUUUGGAGGGGUUUUGCACAUUUGCUGCUAACAUGCACUACUUAGAAGUCUAAAUUAAAAAAACAAAAAAAAAAACAAAAUCAAACAAACUUUUUCUAAAUAAAUUUUAUUUAAAAUGUGUUUAAGGAAGUCAAAGACUGAAUACUAAGCAAUUAAGUAGAGCUUAUACCACUGUUUCAGAGAACACCAUACACACAAUGUCCAAACAAGUCCCACUCUUCCAUGAGCCUACUCAGAUGACCAGAACAGAAAACAUGAAAAAAAGUGGUUACCGAAGACAUGGAAAUGAGAAUGACAGUACAGUACAAAUCAGACAGUGAACAAGGUCCUAAAAUAAAUAAUAUCAGCUGACUUCAUAUGAAGCAUCCGCACAGGAUGCUUCCUAUAUUCAGUAAAGAUGUGUGAACGUUUUUCAUUUGAUGUCUUUCUGAAGACAGACAUUCUACACAAUGGCUGUGCAACCUCACACUGUAAAGCUCUAUA